Brassica oleracea var. oleracea is the source of this 867-nucleotide messenger RNA. RefSeq lists its product as uncharacterized. Lineage: Eukaryota; Viridiplantae; Streptophyta; Magnoliopsida; Brassicales; Brassicaceae. Bases 1 to 867 code for a protein of 288 amino acids. The record is from RefSeq and is a predicted model, not a curated record. The transcript has a single exon.
AUGGCAAAGAGGUUUCUAAGAUAUGAAGUGAAUGAUGGGAACACUGCUCGGUUUUGGACUGAUAUAUGGCAUCCUAGAGGUCGUCUGAUUGAGGUUGCUGAAGAGGUCAAUACACAAAGGCUGGGCAUUAGAAGGGAGGCUCAUAUCAGUGAGGUAUUUCGUGAGGGCCUAUGGCACUUUCGCAGAUGCAGGGACCCGCAGCUCCUCUCCUUGAUUGUCGACAUUGAGGCUUUUAAGGUUUACGAAACAGACGGUAGAGAUGCAGUUUUAUGGAAGAGUAUGGAUGGUAAUUAUGGUCCCAAGUUUGUUGCUUCUGAAACCUGGCACCAGAUUCGACAGUCUAAGGAGAAGGUGAAUUGGAGUAAGUUGGUCUGGUUCUCGCAAGGGAUUCCUCGAUAUGCUUUCAUCACCUGGCUAGCCAUCCGCGAUAGGCUUUCCACAGGUCGACGUACAAGCAGUUGGGGGCAGCCGCAUAGCUGCAUAUUUUGUAUGGAACCAGAUGAGACUAGAGAUCACAUAUAUUUCGCUUGCCCCUAUACGUUCAUGGUUUGGUUGAAAGUAACAGGGAAUCUUUUUGGCUUGGAACCUGAUCCUGAUUGGGACAUAACGAUGACGCGUCUGCGCACUGGUUCGUACGAUCGACUCACUUUUAUCCUUCUUAGACUGGUUUUCCAAGUGUCUGUUUACCUAAUCUGGCGUGAGCGUAAUGAAAGAAAGCACAACACCAGCUACAAGUCUGUGGAUCAGCUAGCUAAGGUGAUCAACAAAACCGUAAGGAAUCGUAUCACUUCCCUCAAGUAUGCCUGCAACCCGCGAUUGCGGGGCUUGAUGAUUCGAUGGUUUGAAGCACACGACACUACAACUUAG